CACCUUCACACCACCAUCACCACCUCCACUAGCAAUUGCCAUUCCCUCCUGCGACUGCUCGCUCCUUGAGACCGGGUCACACGCCACACACACUUCCUCUGCUCCGGGAGUUCUCGUUGCUCUUGCCUGCAUACGAACCCCGGUGCUGAAUUGGAACUUGCACCUGCAGGUCGCGCAGUGACGCCGUGCCUGUCGCUGCAGCAUUGCCUGCGUCAGCGAAUCCGAGCCGAGUCCAAAAGCUUCCCUCAUCUUAACAUAAUAGAUAUCGGGAGCCUCGCCAGCAUCGUUCAAAGGUUGCAUCACAAUCGGCAUCAGCAUGACCAUCAGAUGAGCCUUUCACACGCAACCUCUCCUUCACCCGCUAAAGCAUCAGCACACAUUCCCGCCUCGUCGCAAUUCCCUUGAUCAACAACAGCACCACCCUCGACCGCUUCGUCCCCUUCGGGGCCCACGCCUCGAGAUGGGCAACGUACUGUCGGCUUGCUGCAAAAGCUGCCAAGGUCGGAACAAGGAUAACCUCUACGAGCCUGCCCUCGCAGACAGCGAACGAGAAGCCGUUGCGGACCUUCUCCAAUACCUCGAGAAUCGAGGAGAGACAGAUUUCUUUUCCGGAGAACCCUUACGAGCAUUGAGCACUCUUGUUUAUUCGGAUAAUGUUGACCUACAACGGAGUGCCAGCCUGACAUUUGCCGAGAUUACGGAGCGAGAUGUGAGAGAGGUCGACCGAGACACCCUAGAACCCAUCCUCUUCCUCCUUCAAAACCCCGACAUUGAAGUACAACGAGCUGCCAGUGCAGCCUUGGGCAAUCUUGCCGUGAAUCCGGAAAACAAGGUCGCUAUUGUCCAGCUCGGCGGAUUACCUCCACUCAUUCGACAGAUGAUGUCUCCUAAUGUCGAGGUUCAGUGCAAUGCUGUCGGCUGCAUUACCAAUCUUGCUACCCAUGAAGAUAACAAGGCCAAAAUCGCAAGGUCAGGAGCCUUAGGUCCAUUGACAAGGCUGGCAAAGUCCAAAGAUAUGCGAGUCCAGAGGAAUGCAACUGGCGCGUUGCUCAACAUGACACAUUCUGAUGAUAACAGACAACAACUCGUCAAUGCCGGAGCCAUUCCGGUGCUCGUUCAACUGCUUCAGUCGCCUGAUAUGGAUGUCCAAUAUUACUGCACCACAGCUCUGAGCAACAUCGCCGUCGACGCAUCCAACAGAAAGAAACUUGCCCAGACCGAACCACGCCUUGUCCAAUCACUGGUCCAGUUAAUGGACUCGGGCACUCCCAAGGUCCAGUGUCAGGCCGCACUGGCUCUCCGAAACUUGGCAUCCGAUGAAAAGUACCAACUGGAGAUUGUUCGAGCUAGAGGCUUGCAGCCACUCCUUCGUCUGCUUCAGUCUUCAUAUCUACCACUUAUCCUCUCCGCUGUCGCCUGCAUCCGCAAUAUUUCGAUUCACCCUCUGAAUGAAUCGCCCAUCAUUGAUGCGGGCUUUCUUAAACCCCUGGUGGAUCUUCUCGGCUCUACCGAUAAUGAGGAGAUCCAAUGCCAUGCCAUUUCGACUUUGCGGAAUCUUGCUGCAAGCUCGGACCGCAACAAGCAACUUGUCUUGGAGGCGGGGGCAGUUCAGAAAUGCAAGGAUCUCGUUCUGCAUGUCCCAUUGAGUGUACAGUCUGAGAUGACGGCUUGCAUCGCCGUGUUGGCCCUGAGCGACGAACUCAAGACACAUCUGCUCAACAUGGGAGUUUUCGAUGUCUUGAUUCCCCUGACCGAUUCGGAAAGCAUCGAAGUCCAAGGGAACAGUGCCGCUGCCCUGGGCAAUUUGUCUUCCAAGGUUGGCGACUAUUCGAUUUUUGUUCGCGAUUGGACCGAGCCAAAUGGUGGCAUUCACGGAUAUCUCAAGCGUUUUUUGUGCAGUGGUGAUCCCACAUUUCAACAUAUUGCCAUCUGGACGUUGCUGCAACUGCUGGAAUCGGACGACAAAAAGCUUGUCAGUUUGGUCGCCAAAUCCGAAGACAUCAUUCAGAUGGUCAAGACGAUUGCCGACAAACAUGUCGAAUCCGAUGAUGAGGAAGGCGAAGAGGGUGAGGGCGAGGUGAUAGCUCUUGCUCAAAGAUCCCUGGAAUUGCUUGGUAAAGGCCCGAAGCAAACCUUGGUGGAAGGGUGAACGCGAGCUGGCUGGAGGGUUGUUCUUUGUUUGAGACCUCUUGAUAUUAACAUAUACCCCUUUUACACGGAAUUGCAACGAAAAAAGGGCUGCCACUGGGCAUGGGCACGCAAAGUUGUGCAUCGCGGUGUGCAGGGAGCAUAGCGAGGCGUUGAGGGCGUGAUUGUCACUGCUUGUGGAAGAGAAUGGGGGCCUUCAAACGGGAAAGGAGCACUGUAGGUAUUGAUGCGACGUCAAUACCUUUUACUUAUCUUUUGACGGGAGAUUCUGCAGUUCUUUCGUUGUUUGUCCUUGUGGUAGCGGGAACAGACGAAAGCGAAAGCACGGGCAGGUUACGCCAUUUCAUUCUAGCCUCAAUGCAUUAAUUGUACACCUUUGGAA
Cladophialophora immunda is the source of this 2530-nucleotide messenger RNA. Its product is annotated as vacuolar protein 8. The transcript is spliced from 6 exons. Gene Ontology annotation, molecular function: protein-membrane adaptor activity; protein binding. The record is from RefSeq and is a predicted model, not a curated record. Gene Ontology annotation, biological process: nucleus-vacuole junction assembly; vacuole inheritance. Bases 461 to 2149 code for a protein of 562 amino acids. Gene Ontology annotation, cellular component: fungal-type vacuole membrane. NCBI's taxonomy places the organism in Eukaryota, Fungi, Ascomycota, Eurotiomycetes, Chaetothyriales, Herpotrichiellaceae.